AUGGGUCGCCAGCCAAGACAGCGACCGAUCUCGUGUACGCUGUGCAGGGUGCGCAAGCUGCGCUGCAGUCGGGUCUUCCCAUGCUCCAACUGCACGUCCCGCGGAGUGGCGUGCCAGCAUGAAGGCGCCCCCCAUGGCGUGAGCCUGGGCGUCGCGGCCGGCUCAGGUAUUCACAAAGACGCUCCCGUCGUGGCCGGCGCCGCGGGCGACGUCAAUGCCGUCGAGUUGCUGUCUCGCCUGGAGCGCCUCGAGGCCCUCGUGGCAUCCCAGGCCGCCGCCGGCAACGCCAGCUUGAGCACUGCCUGUAGCACCGACGGCAGGGCGUCGGCAGAGCCGUCCAAGGAACAACAUCACCAACAGUCUCCCUUGGCGCCUGCGCCUGCGCCGCCGCCAACGCGGCGACCAGGUUCCAACUAUCCGCAGCAACAGCUCCCGCCGCCAGCACCGCCAGCACCGGCACCGUCAAUAUCUCCAUCCACGGAGGUUCCGUCGCGCCUCCAGCGCCUCACCGCCGACGUCCUGUGGCUGGAAAGGUCGUGUUCAGGCCAGAAGCUCCUGGAUUCGCUCGUCGCAGAUCCCAUCACGUUCCGCACGUGCCCCAUCCGCCUCAUCUCCAAGCCCUCGUCCUUCAUCGUCGAGUCCGAUGGCUCGCCCGCCGCCUUGGGCACCACCGAGGUCGUCAAGUGCAUCUGGCUCCCGCGUCGUGACGAAGCACAGAUACUCGUGCAAAAGUAUGUGAGCGACGUCAGCCACUUCCAUCACAUCAUCCACUACCCCACCCUUCCUCGCCUCAUCGACGACAUCUACGACGGCAUCGAGCGCGACAGCCGCUUCGACGUCGGCGGAAUCCUGCUCCUCCUCAGCAUCUGCACCUGCACCACCUAUGCCUGGACCCCGUACGACGAUGCGCGCGCCCUCUACGCCUCGGCCGCCGAGGCCAACUGCCAGACGACCGGCUGGCUCAAGGCCGCCCUCGACGUCGUCGACCACGUCCAGCGCACUGCUCACACUUCCCUUGAGUGCGCCCAGGGCAUGAUCCUCAUCUUCUUCGUCCUCUGCAGCCUCGAGGGCGUUUCCACUCGCGCCCGCUCUCUUGUCGCCCAGUCCAUCGCCAUGGGCCGCGAGCUCUCUCUUCAUCUCAUCGAUUAUCCCAACAACUCGCCUUCCUCGGACCCUCAGCAGAUGCACAGCAUCAAGACCGAGAUGGGCCGUCGCGUCUGGUGGUACCUCGCGGCCUCGGACUGGAUGCUUUCGCAGUUCUCGGUGCCGCAAGAAGGCACCUAUACCGUGCUGCCAAGCCACAUGGUGGUCAGAAAGCCCCGAAAUGCGAACGACCAAGACAUUGUCGAGGGCCGGGAGGUCAUUGACCGCCCCAUAGAAGAGCCGACCUGCGUAUCCUACCUCCUCCAGCGCAUUCGGCUGGCAGAGGUAUGUCAUGGGCUGCUGGAUCGCAGCCCUUUUGUCAUGAGCCCAGAGACGAUGGAGUACCGCCAGGUCAUGGAGGUGGACACGAGGAUAAACCAGUUCAUGCAAGAGAUGCCGGCCUUUUUCUGGCUCGACAACCCCAGCAUGGACGACCUUCCCCCGUCCGACCCCCGACGCACCCCGAGCAUCACCGUACAACGCUAUACCCUCAACAUCCUUCUCAACCGCCAGCUCUGCAAGCUUCACUUGCCGUAUCUUGCCCGGGGCAGCGUGGAGCCGGCGUUUGCUUAUUCGCGUGAACAGUGUCUCAAAUCGGCGAGGACCAUCAUCCACAUUGAGCACAAGCUGAGGGGAGAAAACUUGACAUUUGUGUCGUUUCGCCAGCGGAUGAACAUGGUGCUUCGUAGCGUUUUCAUUGCCUGCAUCGCCCUCGUCCUGGACGCCUGCUUGGUCGACGACUCCCAGGACACCAUCAAGAGCGGCGUGGAGGUAGCCGACGCGUGGAGCAUCCUGCACGAGGCACGGGACCAAUCGCCCCUGGCCUCGAAGCUCCUCGAGCUUUCCAUCCAGGUCCUCAAGAAACACAAGGCGUCGCACCCGGCGCUUGAGGUUCUCAAGAACCAGCCGUCGGCCAAGCUGCGGACUCAUGGCGGCACGCCGCCCAUGACCCCAGACUCGAGUCAUCGCGACGAUAGCAGGAACGGGAUGCUCCCGCAGGCGGCAAAUCCAGAUUCGGAGACUGCCUAUCUGGAACAACAGUGGCAGCAGCUUCAGGGCAGGAUGGACCUGGACAACAUAGACUGGGACAGGCUUUUCUGGGGUUUGGAUGCGCCGUUUAUAUGA
Purpureocillium lilacinum is the source of this 2268-nucleotide messenger RNA. RefSeq lists its product as uncharacterized. Gene Ontology annotation, molecular function: DNA-binding transcription factor activity, RNA polymerase II-specific; zinc ion binding. The record is from RefSeq and is a predicted model, not a curated record. Gene Ontology annotation, biological process: regulation of DNA-templated transcription. Lineage: Eukaryota; Fungi; Ascomycota; Sordariomycetes; Hypocreales; Ophiocordycipitaceae.